AUGUCUCGUGAUGGCAACAUGACAUCCUCCUCCUCAAGUGUAAAUAUGAACAAUAUGGCGUCAUUGUACUCGAAAGACAACAACAGCUUGAUGCCACAUCACAAACGAUUGGUCUGUUUCGUGGAAGGUAAUAUUGGCUCUGGAAAGAGUAGCACAGCACGAGAGUUACAAUUGUUUAAUGAAAACUGCGUGUCUGAACAGCAACGAACAGAUGAAUGGACACUCCUCAGCAAGUAUUAUGAAGUUGGAAUUCAUAAAAAGGAUAUCAAGCUGAACUAUGAAUUGCAAAAGCAAAUUGCAAAUACCUAUUUCAAACACUACUUUAAAUAUAACUUUCAACCAUUGAAUGUUCAAAGAGAUUCGUCACUCACAGUUUAUGACCUAUUUGAAAUGGAGCAACUGGAAGGUAUUAUGAAAAAGUAUAGUAAUAAUAUCGUGCAAAUACAUCCCAACUCAGUUCAUGUAUGGUCAUCAAUGGGCAAGGAGGUCCUCUUGGAUGGAGGUCGUGACCAUCCUUCUUCUUCUUCAUCAGACAGAAUUGGAACCAGUGACACUUUCAACAUUUUCUUUGAAGGAAUUCUUUCCUCGAGUGGUGUCUUUACUGUCAUGGAGUACAACAAGGGAAUGAUUGCUGAGGAAGAUUAUUUGGAUUUGUGUGCGAAUUAUGAUGCCUUAAAGAGAGGUGUCACUGGUCAUAUGGCCUUUUAUCUCAAACCAAAGAAUAAUGUUGAUGUCUGUCACGAAAGAAUUAAGGCCAGAAAAAGAGAAUUUGAAGGUGGAAUUGAAAAGUCAUAUUUAAAGCUCAUAGAGGAGCAUUAUGAUUCAUUCAUGGAAACUGUGGCAACCAAGAUUCCUGUUUUCAUUAUUGACAACUCCACUCUUGACGCCAAACAAACUGCAGCAUUAAUUUUGGACAUUAUCAAUGCUGCCAAAAAAGAUAUUCAAUACAUGUAA
This is a messenger RNA of Naegleria fowleri, 954 nucleotides long. RefSeq lists its product as uncharacterized. The record is from RefSeq and is a predicted model, not a curated record. Gene Ontology annotation, molecular function: deoxynucleoside kinase activity. The transcript has a single exon. NCBI's taxonomy places the organism in Eukaryota, Heterolobosea, Eutetramitea, Acrasida, Naegleriidae. The coding region runs from base 1 to 954 and encodes 317 amino acids. Gene Ontology annotation, cellular component: cytoplasm.